Molecule: messenger RNA, 1695 nt
Organism: Charadrius vociferus (killdeer)
Lineage: Eukaryota; Metazoa; Chordata; Aves; Charadriiformes; Charadriidae
Gene: DDX20
Product: DEAD (Asp-Glu-Ala-Asp) box polypeptide 20
Exons: 12
Biological process (GO): spliceosomal snRNP assembly
Cellular component (GO): SMN complex
Molecular function (GO): ATP binding; RNA binding; RNA helicase activity
Source: RefSeq, a predicted model, not a curated record
AUGUCAGAAAGUGUACGGAGGGGCUUUCCAGAGGAGGUGAACAAGGUCUUCUGUAUUUCCUACAUACAGAGACCGAGGUGCAAAGAGCUGGCGCAGCUUGUCCGAAACGGCUCCACAGGCUGGUGCUGGCACCGGGACGAGGACCCCGGCUUCGGCAUCAAUCCGGCUGCAGAGCUGCCCCCGAUCCGGCAGCCGAUUCUGAUCUUGGCUCCUACCCGAGAGAUUGCUGUGCAGAUUCAUGCUGUCAUCACAACUAUUGGUAUAAAAAUGGAAGGCUUGGAAUGCCACGUCUUCAUUGGCGGGACUCCUUUGAACCAGGACAAAAUCAGGUUAAAGAAGUGCCACAUAGCAGUUGGCUCCCCAGGUCGAAUAAAACAGCUCAUAGAGUUGGACUACUUGAAUACAGCCAGUAUCCGGCUUUUUAUUCUUGAUGAAGCAGACAAGCUUCUAGAAGAAGGCAGCUUUCAGGAACAAAUCAAUUGGAUUUACUCUUCGCUACCAGCCAAUAAACAGAUGCUUGCUGUUUCAGCUACUUAUCCUGAAUCAUUGGCUAAUGCUUUGACCAGGUACAUGAGAGAGCCAACGUUUGUGAGGUUGAACCCUACUGAUCCAAGUCUCAUUGGGCUGAAGCAGUAUUACAAGAUUGUGAAUUCCCAUCCGCUCCCACAUAAAACAUUUGAGGAAAAAACACAGCACCUACAGGAGUUGUUCAGCAAGAUUCCAUUUAAUCAAGCCUUAGUCUUCUCAAACUUGCAUAGCAGGGCUCAACAUCUGGCUGAAAUACUGAGCAUAAAACUGAAGAGUGUAAUCUGUUUCUAACUUGUCUUUCUAGGCAGCAUGAAUCAAAAUCAACGACUUGAUGCUAUGUCUAAAUUGAAGCAAUUCCACUGUAGAGUUCUGAUUUCCACAGACUUGACAUCUCGUGGAAUUGAUGCUGAAAAAGUGAAUCUGGUUAUCAACCUGGAUGUACCCGGAGACUGGGAAACGUACAUGCAUCGUAUUGGCAGAGCUGGGCGCUUUGGAACUUUAGGCUUAUCUGUGACAUACUGCUGCCGCGGAGAGGAAGAAAACACAAUGAUGAAAAUUGCUCAGAAAUGUAAUCUUCAGCUUCUUCCUCUACCAGAGCCUAUACCCCCUGGAAUGAUGGAUCAAUUUGAAGAUGGGGAGGUAGAAGUCAAACCUGUUACACAUACGGGUGCUUCAGUGAAUUCUGACACUGUGUGUCUUGGACCAGAGGAACCAGUAUUGCAGCCUGUCCAAAAUAGUUUUUCAGAGGUACCACAGCCUCUUUCUAAUCUUCCGGGUGAUAAGUCUGCUGUAGAAAGGCCAAAAAAGACUCUGAAGCAAAAGCAGAUAAAGUGCACAAAUUCUGCAAAUACAGAAAAAGGUAGCAGAAACCCCCAAACUUCUAGUUGCCACACAGAACAGAGGAAUCAAGUCAAAACUGUCUCCAGAAUGGAUGGACAACAUAAUGCUCAGCCUCCAGAUGAGGAGGCCUUAAAAAAAAAUCUUCCCAGAAUUCCAUGCUUGUCUUCUUUCAAAAACCAACAGAACAAUCCCUGGAACUUCUCACAGUUUGUUGAUGACUAUGAGUAUUUCAUUAAAGAAGGGAAAAGUUACAGACAGUUUAACUGGAUGAAUGCCUAUCAUGUCAACUCGGUCUACCUUCAGGAGCUGCUGAAAAGUGGUGAUUGA